AUGGCAACGAAAAGCAAGAUCCUGUUCAUUGGAGGGACCGGAUACAUUGGAAAAUUCAUAGUGGAAGCUAGCGCUAAGGCAGGCCAUCCUACAUCUGUCCUUGUUAGAGAGUCCACUCUAUCUAACCCUGCUAAAUCCAAUGUCACUGACAACUUCAAGAAUCUUGGAGUCAAUUUCCUCAUUGGAGAUUUGUUUGAUCAUGAGAGUUUGGUGAAGGCUAUAAAGCAAGUGGAUGUUGUGAUUUCUACAGUUGGUCAUGCUCAGUUAGUUGAGCAAGACAAGAUCAUCGCUGCUAUUAAAGAAGCUGGAAAUGUGAAG
Messenger RNA from Dovyalis caffra, 318 nucleotides. NCBI's taxonomy places the organism in Eukaryota, Viridiplantae, Streptophyta, Magnoliopsida, Malpighiales, Salicaceae. The record is from the annotation of a GenBank genome assembly.